Messenger RNA from Arachis ipaensis, 596 nucleotides. RefSeq names its product cysteine proteinase inhibitor 1-like. Gene Ontology annotation, molecular function: cysteine-type endopeptidase inhibitor activity. Lineage: Eukaryota; Viridiplantae; Streptophyta; Magnoliopsida; Fabales; Fabaceae. The record is from RefSeq and is a predicted model, not a curated record.
UGCAAUAGUAUAUACAAUUAACAAGUUCACGAGUCACAGAAACCUUUUGACGAGAAAAAAAAAAAGAAAGAAAAAAGUGAACGGUUACAUUAUACCGAUUUCAAUACAAUGAGACGUGAAUGCUAUGUUGUUUGCCUCCUCUUUGGUCUCUCCAUUACCGCCACCAUGGCUUCCCGUAAGGAAGCUUCAGGAGGACUAAUCGCCGGUGGUUGGAACCCAAUAAAAAAUCUCAACCCUCACCUGGUAGAUCUCGCUCAAUUUGCUGUGACAGUGCAUAAUAAGCAAUCUGAUGACCCUCUCAAGUUGUUGGCGGUCAACAACGGCUUCACGCAGGUGGUGUCUGGCGGCAUAAACUACAAAAUCAUCCUAUUGGCAGUCGAUGGCCUCACUAAACAAUACCAGGCCAUUGUGUUUGAGAAUCAUUCUCAGAACUCGAGGAAGCUCAUUUCCUUCAUCCCUUAUUUUAGUUGAUGCUUGAUGCAUGUAUCUGCUACUAUCUGCUAUUAUUAUUCUAUAUAGUCAUAUCCUGGUUAUGUAAAGUUUAUGAUUUUGUAUGGGAAUAAAUAAAUCGAAAAUAGUAUACUAAAAUUUCAUAC